Messenger RNA from Alternaria burnsii, 2070 nucleotides. RefSeq lists its product as uncharacterized. Bases 1 to 2070 code for a protein of 689 amino acids. NCBI's taxonomy places the organism in Eukaryota, Fungi, Ascomycota, Dothideomycetes, Pleosporales, Pleosporaceae. The record is from RefSeq and is a predicted model, not a curated record. The transcript has 6 exons.
AUGGAAGGACUUCAGUCUCGGCCAGAUCUGGUUAUUUCCAUUGAUUUUGGGAUGACAUGUACUGGUGUCGCGUAUUGUAAUGUAGCGACUGGAUCUGAUAGUGUUCGGCAUAUUCAGCGGUGGCCAGGAAGGACACAGGCAAACGAGAACAAAGUGCCAACAUUGCUCGUAUACCCACAAGACUCAGCAACGCCGUCAUCAUGGGGUUUUCUAGCCGAAACCGCACAGGAAGCUAGUGGUGCUGGGUACGAGAGUCGGGAGUGGUUCAAAAUUAUGCUGGAUGAAGACCUGCUAGAACAGAUGCGGAGAAAGUCCAGUGAGCCUAACAAAGUACCACACAUACAUGAAGUAGAGAAAUGGUACACUGAUUACUUUCGAUACCUAUACCGUACCAUUGAAGCACGACUACGAGGGGAGCUCGCGAGCCGAUGGGAAGACGCGAAAAUCGAGUUCAUCUUCUCGGUACCUACGACUUGGAAGCCGAUACCGACUGUAGAGCGAUUCAGGAAGACAAUCUCGGCCGCUGGAUUCGGCUCAUGCGCCAACCACACAGCAUCGAUUGGGUUGACAGAAGCAGAGGCAGCUGCAGUGCACACAGCGCGCAGCAUGCCAGGUAUCUUCAAGGAGAAUGAGAUACUCUUCGUGUGCGACAUAGGCGGAGGUACAACAGAUCUAUCAGUCUUUCGCGUGAAGAAUAUACACGGUAGCUCUCUGAGUCUUGAGCAGAUCGAUGUAGUUUUCGGAGCCACUAUCGGAGCCGCGCAACUCGACAGUUUGUUCGAGAAAGAGGUGCUGCAGCGACUACAGCAUGCAGACCGCCUGCAGCCAAUGGGACUAAAUGAUAUCAAUCAAGCUGCAUGGGAGAUGCGAAUCUCGAAGGAAUAUCAAAACGCAAAGUGUGACUAUGGUUCGGAGGAGUCUCUAAUGGACACCGAGACUUUCGCAGUGCGGAUACCUAAACUCGACAGAGGUUACGUAAACCGGGAUUAUGCCAUCAGCGACGGGGACAUGUACUUUCGAAGAGACGACUUGAAAGGUUUUUUCGACACUCAGGUAUCGAAACUGUUUGACAUGAUGGACAAACAGCUCUCUCGUGUCCGGCAGAAACAUCCGGCCGAACAAGUGUCUCAUCUCGUCCUCAGUGGAGGUCUCGGUAACUCUGCCUACGUCCAACAUUGUUUACGAAGCCGAUACGCAUCUGGUAAUACACCACACUCUAAUGCACACAAUAUGCAGAUCCGCAUUGCUCCUGAUCCUCAACUAGUUGUCUGCAAGGGCAACGUGGCCGAUCGCGUUCAGAAACUCAAGACUGGACAGUCGGUUCUUGGAUGGCGAUGUAGCCGCGCAUCUUACGGUACUAUGUGUAAGAUAUUGUACGAUCCUUACGACCCCGCGCAUCAAGGAAGCAAGACGGAAGUGGAUCCUUUGGACAAGAAAACGUAUAUCAUGAACUGUAUCGACUGGUUCAUCAAGCAGGGCGAACCCGUAUCAAGCGAUCAUCCGAUAGUCAAGAGCUUUCAACGAAAGUGCCCGCCAGCCACGUCCAAGAAUCCCAAUCCGCCAAGGAUCUACCCUACGGAGGUGAUUUGUACUGAAGUCGACAGAUCUCAACUUCCGAUAGUGAUGAACAACGCGUGUCGUUCGAUCUGCAAGAUCGAGUCAGACUUCUCAUCCCUCCCACUUUCCCUCUUCAAACUGAAGAACCGACACUGGUGGAACUCCGGCCCGAAAUACCAUCGCAUCAACUACAUCGUCAAAGUAAAUCUGGGUGCCGCCGAUGUGUCUUUCGAACUAUGGCACAAUGGCGUCAAGUUGUCGAAAGAUAACUCUAUCAAGGUCGAAUGGCAAGCGAGUGGGCCACCUGAUCCGAAUACGAUGGCUGUUGCUCCCGACUUCCCGAUGAAUAGCCUGCCGGCAGUAUCAAGUUACGGUGUGGCUCAUGAUCGUGCGAGGGGAGCAAACCGCGAUAGUAGUGGUAGAGUGGGGAUGAACUGGAUGAGAUGGGAUAACAAGAGCGGUGUUCGAGCUCAAGUGAUGCCCGCACAGCAAAAUCGGCCAAGGGUGUGGUAG